AGAGGAGAAGGAAAAUACGCGAUGUUUGGGGAGAUACCAGUGCAUCAGUUGCAAACGUUUGCGUUAACCGUUUCGGUUUCAGUUAUCUUUUGCCGGGCACUACAGCUAGCUAACACUAUUAUCUAAAUCGUGGUCCGACGAGGGAGCUUAAUUUCUAAAACAGUGGAGAUGCAGCCUGCAGCAGCUAAGUGGUAUGACAGACGGGACUCUGUCUUCGUAGAGUUCUGCGUGGAGGAUAGUAAAGAUGUGCAAGUAAAAUUCGACAAAUCCAAAUUUGAAUUCAGCUGUUUCAGUGGAACAGAUAAUAUCAAACACCAGAAUACAGUGGACCUUUUUGGGGAGAUUGACCCCAAAGCAUCCAAACACAGACGCACUGACAGGUCUGUGUUGUGUUGUUUACGAAAAGCAGAGGCUGGGAAAUCAUGGCCACGACUUACCAAAGACAAGACGAAGUGCAACUGGCUGAGUGUGGACUUCAAUAACUGGAAAGACUGGGAAGAUGACUCUGAUGAGGACUUGUCAAGUUUUGACAAAUUCUCAGAGAUGAUGAACAGCAUGGGAGGGGAUGAUCUACCUGAUUUAGACGGUGCAGAUGAGGAGCAUGAUUCUGCAGACAGUGACGAUGAAAAAAUGCCCGACCUUGAGUAGAUGUAUAUGGGUGCCACCUCAGUAGUAAACAAAGUAAGUUAUACGGCGGUUGAAGAGAGAGACUAGACAUGAGUUGGCAGCCAUGUUGGAGAAGAAACCCCAUCUCUCUACACAGUUUCCUAAGUGAAAACUCCUCAAGGGAGUGACGGGGAGUGACUGUUGGAUACAGACAUGCACAGAGAUCCAUAGCGACAUACAGUGCUGUGCUUUGCUGUUCUGUUCUGCAUGGACAAUUCUGUUCAAAUGAAAAUGUUAUUGUUCAUUGACUUAAAUGACUGUAAUGGGAUGUGCUGAUGUCUUAUACCUUCUCUCUCUCUCUGUUUUUUUGCGAUGUAAGGUUAUGUAUUCAACAUGGUGAUUUCUAAUGAACAAAAAAAAAACUCAAAAUGCCUAUUUUCCAAAAAAGUAGAUUUUUUUAAUGACAGAUUUUCCCCUUUAAUGUUUGUAUUGUAAAUUGCACUUAUUUUGUUUGUUAAUUUAAAAAGCAGGCAUUCUGCUUGAAAUGGGUUUUCAAAUGUAUGCCAAUAUCUGCAAAUAUUUAACAAAACUUUCAUUUUUAAAACAUAUUUCAGCAUUUAAAAUAAACACAUGCUUGUGCAACAAUUUGUGUUGAGGUAGUAGAGUGGUACAAUUUUAGCAUAUAGUCGUACCUUUCCAAAGGUGAGUUUGUUUCUCUAUGCCUGUGUACAGAGCAUUGCAUAUUGUAGCAGGUACAACAGUUACUUUUCUUCCAGAGGUGAGGUCAGAAAUCCUAUGUAUGUCUACCAAGAGUUUCCAAAUACUUUAAACAAUACAGGUUCUACGUGUUUGUCCAUCAGAUACACUAGAACUAUGCUUUGGGGGCUUGUGUUUGAUGAACACUUUUGCAUUUGUCUUAUGCUGUAGGAGUUUGAGUAUACAUUUCUAAUAAACUGUUUAAGACUGUUGAAUACAAGGUGGCAGUAGUAGUAUGGAAGCAUCACUUUUUCAAGUUCCAAAAAAGUUUAACAUCAUCAAUAAAGUUCAGAGGAAGAAUACAA
Messenger RNA from Micropterus dolomieu (smallmouth bass), 1667 nucleotides. It is a transcript of the gene ptges3a, whose product is annotated as prostaglandin E synthase 3a (cytosolic). Gene Ontology annotation, molecular function: protein-folding chaperone binding; Hsp90 protein binding; prostaglandin-E synthase activity. The record is from RefSeq and is a predicted model, not a curated record. Lineage: Eukaryota; Metazoa; Chordata; Actinopteri; Centrarchiformes; Centrarchidae. The transcript is spliced from 8 exons. Gene Ontology annotation, cellular component: nucleus; cytosol. Gene Ontology annotation, biological process: protein folding; telomerase holoenzyme complex assembly; prostaglandin biosynthetic process. The coding region runs from base 169 to 648 and encodes 159 amino acids.